AUGUCUGAAUCGCAGCAGCCACCCGUGAUACAAGACGUGCCUCACAAUGACAUGCCUUAUAAUAGCCCUGGGUAUCAUCCCUCACCUGAGACUGAGAAACGCAACUCUGUGACCGAAUUGCCAGAGGACGAAGACUCGCCCAAAAAGAAACCGCUCUCCUUCUACUUUGCCUUUCUUUCCCUCGUCGUCAUGGUCCUCAUUGUAUCUAUCGACUCUACAGCCCUAGCCGUCGCCAUUCCUGUUCUCACCAAUCAAUUGCGCGGUACGACGCUCGCUGCCUUUUGGGCUAGCUUAUCCUUCAUGUUAUCCGUCGUCAUCACUCAGCCUCUCUACACGAGUGCCUCUGAUGUCCUCGGCCGCAAGCCUCUUCUAUAUACAGCCUUUAUCCUCUUCUUUAUCGGCUCCAUUGUCUUUGCCGUCGCCAAAAGCAUGUCCGUUGUCAUCCUUGGCCGUGUCAUUCAAGGUCUCGGCGGUGGUGGCCUCGAUGUGCUCAAUGAAAUCAUCAUCUGCGACAUGACCACCCUCAAGGAGAGACCCUUUUGGCUGGGUAUCCUGGCCGUUCCCAUGGCCGUUGGAGUCAUCCUGGGUCCUGUCUUGGGCUCCCUCUUUAGCGAGUAUGUCGACUGGCGCUGGAUUGGAUGGAUCAAUUUGCCCCUCGUCGCCAUCAGUGCUGUCUGCGCCGUCUUGUUCAUGCACUUGAAGCCUAUGGAUGGAUCCUUCACCUCUAGGCUUAUUAGGCUCGACUGGCUUGGUAUGGCCCUAUUUAUCACUGGCUCUACCCUCUUUUCGUUGCCGCUGAGCUGGGCCGGUGCCUUGUACGCUUGGUCUUCAUGGAAAACAAUUUUGCCUUUGAUAAUUGGCGUCGUUAUUCUGGUUGUUUUCGCCAUUUAUGAAAAGCGCCCUGCUGAGGCUGUUAUCCCUUAUCGGUUCAUGACCAACUUGACCACCUCGGCGACUCUGAUCGGGGGCUUUAUCCACGGUCUGGUGCUAUAUCCAUCGCUGCUCUACCUACCCCUCUUCUUCCAGUCUGUCUUCCUCGAGACGCCUCUUCAGUCAGCUCUACUUUGGGCAUCUUGGGUCACCAUGGCAGUUGGCACGGGACUGUACGCACUCUGGGAUGAAAAGGCUACAGUGGCCAUGACUGCUGGGUUCCAGAUCAUCGCUGCCAUUGGCUUGGGCGCCCAGUUUGUCGUCCCUGCCGUCGCUGUUCAAGCAAGCGUAAAGCCCGACGACCAAGGCUUGGUUGUUGGUAUCCUUGUCUCAUUCCGUCUUUUCGGCGCUUUGGUUGGCCUCGCUGCCGGUUCCACUAUCUUCAGCAGCGUUUUCGCAACGUCCAUUGUAAAGGCAGAACCGCUUCCUGAGGCUCUGGCUAUCCUUCGCGACUCAUCGGAAGCUGUCGGGUUUAUUACCCACCUGCGUGAGGUUGACGUCUCCCCUGCAGUCAUGGUUGCCGUCAAACAGGCAUAUAGAGACGCAUUCCGAGCGGUAUGGUAUCUCAUGGCCAGUUUUAGCGCAUUUGGCUUUAUUCCUUCCUUGCUUGUUAAGGAGCUGUCUCUUGAGACAGAGGAGGUUGGACGACAGAAUAUAGACCAGGACAAUGACAAGCCGACGCAAGAUGCUUAA
Messenger RNA from Nannizzia gypsea CBS 118893, 1623 nucleotides. RefSeq lists its product as hypothetical. The record is from RefSeq and is a predicted model, not a curated record. Gene Ontology annotation, molecular function: transmembrane transporter activity. NCBI's taxonomy places the organism in Eukaryota, Fungi, Ascomycota, Eurotiomycetes, Onygenales, Arthrodermataceae. Gene Ontology annotation, biological process: transmembrane transport. The transcript has 3 exons. Bases 1 to 1623 code for a protein of 540 amino acids.